GAUGGCAACUUUUACAUUACACCAAAUCGUAUUACGGUUCACCGAUCCGGCUACAUUUGGAAUUGCAUCAGUUCAACUUGAAUUGUUAUUAGCGACAAUAUUGUUUCUUUCUCGCGAAGGAUUUAGAUGCGCUUUAUUGCGAGGAGGUGAUGACACUAGCAACGUUGACGAACUCGCGAGCCCAUCCGCGGAAAAAGUUGUGUUUGCUAAUAGCAGGAGAGGAUCCUUGCAAAAAAUCACGAACAUAUCAUGGAUUCCGAUACCUAUUGGAAUGCUCACAACUUUCCUUGCUUGUGCAUUCUACAUAUUUUAUGCCACCGAAGAAACUCUGGCGGCUCCAUAUUAUGUGACAUCAGUGGUUUUAUACGGUCUGUCAGCCCUCGGGGAACUUAUGAUCGAGCCAUUAUACAUAGCUGCCAUGAAUAAACUACUUUUCAAACUACGUGUUGGUUGCGAAGGAGCCGGUGUGAUUGUGCGUUGCGUAAUUACACUCGCGCUUACACUUUUAGGCGCACCAAAAAAUGGGGAAAAGGGAGAGAACGCAUACGGAAUACUAGCAUUUUCUGUCGCGCAAUUUGUUUAUACACUCAUAUUAAUGACAGGUUACAUAGGAUACUUCUUAUCUAGAUGGGACAUGAGUUUGCUGAUUCCACGGAAACUUCAAGAUGAGAGAAAAAAUCAAUUCUGGUUUGAUGCGCAACUUUUCGGUCUCGCCAAAACAUUUACAAAACAAUCAUUGUUGAAACAUGUAUUAACUGAAGGGGAUAAGAUGUUAAUAACGUGGUUAAGCAACACAUCCGAUCAGGGAAUCUAUGCAUUUGUUGUAAACUAUGGUUCUUUGAUCGUUCGGAUCUUAUAUCAACCUCUUGAGGAAACAGGUCGUACAUUAUUCUCAAAACUUUUGACAGAUGUUGAAAAACGCGAUGAAGAUUUUGAGGAUGCAAGGAACACGGCAUUGGUCACCUCACUAAAGAUCUUGACGUCCUUAAUUAAAUUUCACAUUUUACUUGGGCUUUUAUUUAUUGGGCUAGCAACAAAUUAUACGGGGACCCUGAUAGACCUUAUGGUAGGCUCGGUAUGGUCACAGUCCCCCGCCCCAUUGGUCUUAUCGGUCUAUUGUGCGUACAUCCCGAUCAUGGGGGUUAACGGUAUUACGGAAGCUUUCGUGGCUGCGGUUGCGACAGAAAAAACACUCAGUACGUUAAAUUAUUGGUUGAUAGCAUUCUCAGCGGGAUUCAUUGGAGCUGGCGUGGUGUUCAUGAAAAUGCUAUCAGGCGGCGCUGUUGGAUUAGUUGCGGCAAGCGCAUUCAAUUUAUCGACACGUAUCACGUGGAGCUGGCGAUUUAUUAGGACCUACUUUUUGAAAAAUCGGGAUGGCUCCAAAGCGAACAUAGACGAAUUACGUCGAAUGUUAUCGAUUUCAAACAUUAUCCCUAAGCCUUUAGUGUGGAUAGCUUUUACACUUAGUUGGAUAGCUACAUUCUGGUCAAAUCAAUAUAUUGGAUGGGCAACCUUGGAUGCUAAAAUUAAACAUAUCUCCGUUGGAUGCUUUUGUGGUAUAAUUUCUGUGGGAAUAACAUAUUGGCAAGAAAAGAAUUUCAUACGUGAGGCAGUUAGUCUUGUAUUUGCUACUAAUCCGAAAAUGCAUAAGAAUUACGGAGCGUCCGAUGUAGAAGCAUCGAAAGUUGGAGAAGAAAAUGAAAAAGCAUCUAAUUUUUCUGCGAUUAUAAAUAUCAUAUGUGUGGUGGCUGGAUCAGGAAUUCUUGUCAUUCCCUACGCUAUUCAAUUAGGCGGAUGGAUAUCGGUGAUCUUUUUAAUACUCUCGGCAAUAAUGACGGUCUAUGCAAACAACAAACUUAUAGAGGCUCUAUAUCUGAACAAAUAUCCGGAAGACAUACCCGCGCACGUUGCUUUAAAGAGAAAUCCGAAAGGGAGAAGAAAUUCAUUAUUAGAACUAGCGUAUGACGCAUAUGGGAAUAUUGGAUAUUACACCGUUGGAAUAUUCUCUAAUACAUUCUGCAUUG
Molecule: messenger RNA, 2024 nt
Organism: Acaulospora morrowiae
Lineage: Eukaryota; Fungi; Glomeromycota; Glomeromycetes; Diversisporales; Acaulosporaceae
Source: the annotation of a GenBank genome assembly